CUCCACCCACUGCUUCCCUUGCGAUCUCCUCCCCUCAAUUCCCCCACGAUCAUGCUCUUGGCUUAUCGCUAAUCGCUAAUACAAUCAGAGCGCGGAUCGCUCGCUAUCAUCCAUCCCCGCGCUACCCUCCACAUACCCUGUCUGCAUCACCACGCGACCUGCAUCAUCCGACAUACCUAACCAUCCCCCAAGAUCACCGAUCACUAUGGCUCAGAAAGCCGCCAAAACUCUCGCAGCGCGCAAUGCCUCCCUCCUCGUCCGCACCCACCUCAUCAGUGCCGCCCUCCAUGCACUCUUCCUCGUCCUGCACUGGGUCUUCAACCGUCCGCGUUCCUUGACCUUCUACGUGGUUCUGGCCUGUCCAACUCUCCUCAUUGAGUUCUACCUCGACCGCCUAGGUCGUCCAAGCUACAACACGGCCGAUGGGUCCCUACGCUCGCCCGGUGAGGAUCUCAGAGCUGCCGGACUGACGGAAUACAUGUGGGACAUCCUGUACUGGACGUGGGGUUGUAUCGGUGCUGUCUGCGUGUUCGGAGACCGUGCCUGGUGGCUGUGGAUUGUGGUGCCCUUGUAUUCGGUUUGGUUGGCAUACUCUACCUUUACUGGGAUGAAGAGUGGUCUGGCGGGCAUGGGAGGCGGUGGUGGUCAGGAGCAAGUCGCUGCAGAGAGCAAGAGGCAGAAGAAGAUGGAGAAGAGGGGUGGACGUGCCCAGUACCGCUGAACUCGACUGGCGGCUUUCAGUGGGCUGCAUGUUGAAUGGCCGUCCGAGCUUUGGCAUCUAUAUAUACGCAGAGCGGGGUUCAGUAUACCGCCUUGAGCGUGGAGGCAAAAGAUUCCCGUUUGUAAAUUGGACGUGAAACCAACGCCGCUAAUACGAAGAGGUCGGCGCCACAGGACCCAAAGCGAUUAAUCUCGGCCAGCCGUUCCAGAAAGGGCAAAUAGUACAGAGUAAGGUAGGAAACGGAAACGGUGGAACGAUCACCAGGACAGGGGCAAAAGUGUCAUCAAAUGAAAAUGAUAUGUCGUGACGUACAAUCGUAGGAACUAUGUGGGGAAUAAUCGAGGUCAUGAUCGAUCUGAGAUAGUGAUCAAGCGAAUAACAAAAGUUGGGAUAUCAAUCAUAAUAGCAAAUUGUCAAGCAACAGCUAACCUGCUUCUCUCCUCGAGUUG
Molecule: messenger RNA, 1170 nt
Organism: Aspergillus ibericus CBS 121593
Lineage: Eukaryota; Fungi; Ascomycota; Eurotiomycetes; Eurotiales; Aspergillaceae
Product: SND2/TMEM208 family protein
Exons: 2
Coding region: 206-721 (171 amino acids)
Biological process (GO): vacuolar protein processing
Cellular component (GO): intracellular membrane-bounded organelle
Source: RefSeq, a predicted model, not a curated record